This is a messenger RNA of Dermochelys coriacea (leatherback sea turtle), 4030 nucleotides long. RefSeq names its product matrix remodeling associated 7 (gene MXRA7). The record is from RefSeq and is a predicted model, not a curated record. The coding region runs from base 264 to 1019 and encodes 251 amino acids. The transcript is spliced from 4 exons. Lineage: Eukaryota; Metazoa; Chordata; Testudines; Dermochelyidae.
UCAUCACUUGGGCUGCCUGCGCGGGGGGAAGGCAGCUGUGGGCAGGGCCCUGGGAAGUGACGCUGCCGCGGUGUCUGUUGUGAAACCCCAUCCAGCUUUAGCAGAGCCGGGAUUUCGCUAACAGCGGCGGGCAGAUUGCGCUGCCCCUUGAAAUUCACCAGAGCGGGUCAGUUGUUCCCAGGCAGCAGCCGCGCAGGGGAGCCGGACGGAAAACCGAGCAAGCAACGCCCUUGGGUCCAUUGCAAAUCGGCUCCUGCCCAGAGAUGGACGUGGCCGUGGAUCUGUACCUGGCGGUCCCGCUGCUGUUCACAGUCCUGGCUGUGAUCCUGGCUUCGGUCUUUGUGAAGCUGAGAGCGGCUGAAGGGGACAAAGCUGCCGAGCCAGCCAAGGGGGAAGGGUCCCAGGGCAAGGAGGCAGCGGCCGGCGCGGCAGCCGAGCAGGGGGAGGAAAGGGAGGAUGGCGAGGGGGAAGGGAAGGAGGGAGACGCGCUGAAGGAGGAGGGGAUCCCGAGGGGGGAGAAGGACGAGGAAGGCGCGAAGGACGAGGGGAGAAGGAUCCCGGUGGAGGAGAUCGGGGCUGAAGAGGGGAAGGCGAAGAGAGCCGAGGAGGAGGAGGCGGUGGCGGCGGCCGCAAGGACUGCAAAAGCGGGCAAGCAGAGUCACCCUCAGGAGAUGAACAUCCCCCGCCAGGCCGCUGAGGCGGUGGAGGAAGAGGAGGAGGAGGAGGAGGAGGAGGACGAGAGCAAGGAGGAAGAUCAAGACUGGGAAAAAGAGAGACUGGUGGUGAAGGAACCAGAGCUGGAUGAUGCGGACGAGCAGAUCUCCUUUAAAUACAGCCCCGGAAAGCUGAGGGGGAACCAGUAUAAGACAAUGAUGACCAAAGAAGAACUUGAGGAGGAGCAAAGGGUUCAGAGAGAGCAGCUGACUGCCAUCUUCAGGCUCAUGAAGGAAAACAGUGAAACAUUUGGAGAGAUGACGGAAGGAGACAUGAAGGAGCAGCUUAAACUUUAUGAUAUGUAGGCUCACAGCCAUUACAGUCUAUGGCCUGCCGGCUGCCUCAGCCCUUAUCAUUCGAGAGACUGGAGAGUAGAGCUAUAAAACUGUCACUAAAUGCAUAGUCAGUUUCAUAUUUUGGAUGGUUUGCAAAAAUGAAUAGGCCUCUUUGAAAUAUUUCAAAGACUUGUAAUUUCUAUCUCUUUUUACUGGUUUUCCUAAAGGAGCUAUUGCUGUAUUUUCAUCUCAUGCAGAGAUAUUUCAACUCUUUCUGACCAGUUAGUAAGAGCCAGACCAUACAGCAUGGUGAAAUCUGUAACUGUAUUCUGACUAUGCUUUGUAAGUAUGUAUUUCUUCACUCUAAUCCUCUAUCAUCUUGGUGUCUGAAGGAAUCGGAGUAAAGUAAAACAGCAGCUGCUGCACACUCUAACAUGGAUAAAAUGGGAGGUUACCCUUUUAGGGUAUAUCUGUACUGCAGCUGAGAGUGUGCUUCCCAGUGUUCAUAGACAGAUGCACAUUAGCUUGAACCAUUGUGGUACAGGAAGCAGCUUGGGCUAGCCACACAAGUACAAUCACGUUCAACCCCCUGUGUACAUACUUGGGCAGCUAGACGGAGCCGCUGCCCAGGCCACCACAGCCACACUGCUAUUCUUGGUGCACUGGUUCAAGCAGAGCUAGCAUGUGUCUGUUUUCCCAUGGUGGAGAAUAUGCUCCCAAAAGCAGCAUAUACAGUCAGUCAGGAUCAUGCCUAUUGAUUAUUCAGACAGUAUUGGGCUGCUGUCAGAUGAUUCACUGAAGUUUUUUGGCUGGAAACCAGUGAUUCUGAAGGAGGAUAAAGCUGCCAGGCACAGUAUGUGAAUAACUUCUGUAAGUGCAUUUUUGCUAUCACCCAGACCAAGUAUCUGCUUAUGGGCAUAUACUGACUGCAUCUAUAAUCACCAUCGAAACCUAGGUGGAACAGAAUGUUCAGUCAAGCUAUGUCUCAUGCAAAUAACUUUUCCAUUCCAGUUUGGGAAAUUUCAUUCCCCCCACCCCCAAUUUUGCUUUUCCAUAAAAGUAUGGGGCAACUGCUGUUUUUCUCAUUCCAUAAUGCAGCAGCAGAAAAUGCCACUUCCAUUGGAAUUGGAGUGGAAGCAAGACAGUGGCCAUCUUUGAAAAUGAUCUUUGGUCAGAGCCAAGAGGAUGGGAAGCACAGUGAGAAACUGAUUUACAUCUAUGUCAUAGUCCUUUGUGAGACAGAGUGAGGGAGAGCAAGUUUUAGAUAUAAUUAAGGUAGGUUGUAGUUGUAGGUAGAGGAUGGGAGUCAGGUCAGGUGAUGUAGCUGAUGGUGGAGGAGAAAGGGCAGAAUGUCCAAAGUUUGGAAAUACUAUUCCUUGGAUGAAAAAUGGGCUUGUAAUGUAAUAUUCAGUGUGGAUCCUAGCCAUGGUCCUGGGUCCCAUGAAAGGAACAGAGCACGCUUCAAGAACACGUAUAAAAUGGGGUAUUCAGUCCUGCUGCUGGGUGCCCAGCCAUACUCUGCCAAGAAAGGAGAGCCACCAACAUCGAUGCCAGGCAGGAACACCUGUUGCAGAUUGUAAGCUCUUUGGGGAAGAAACUGUCUUUGUUCUGUGUUUGUGCAGCCCCUAGCACAAUGGGGCCUGGUCCAUGAUUCGAGCUCCUAGGCGCUAUCAUGAUACAAAUAAUAAUUAAUAAAGGGGCAUCAGCAUCAAGAGGUGCUGAAUUAGACAGUUCUCUCACACUCUGGUUCCCAAUCCCAUUGUUUAUUAAAUAAAUAGCCAAAUCGAAUGCAUUGGUACUUGGAUUAGGAAUCUGUUCCAGUUUCUCGAAUCCUUUAAGGGCAUGUCCCUUCCUCCUCCACACCCUACCCUUUCAAACAAGUCAAGAUGGUCCCUGAUGAUCCUCUUGAGUACAUAGAUUCUGCCUAUCAGGUUGCCUGAAGAAAUACCACGUAACUUCAACCAAGUAACAAAACCCACUAGUAAAUACACUGCCAAAAAAUGCAGUGAAAUUAUUAAAGGAAUUACCAUGCCCAACUUGGAUUAAAUUUUCCUUGACGCAGAGUAUUUGUGGGAAACUCCAUUUCGUGGAAGCGCUGUGAAUUCACAAAAAAGGGCAUGUUUCAAAUGUGUUUUAUUUCAUGAUAAGUAUUUUGAACAGCUCCUGCCAGACACUGGCACUUUUAGUUCAUCAAGAAAAUUGCCGUGCAUUCCAUAUAUUUGGUAUGCACCAGUUUCUCUCUUCUUUUAUGAAAUCUUUUAAAUCCCUUGACAUCAGGGGACAUUUCCUAGUUUAUGACACUGUUGAUGUCACCCAACAUCCAUUUAACAACUUCCAGCCCCGCCCCAUUCUAAGGAAUAAUCGCUUGAAAAACUAAGAUUUCUUUACAUUAGCCUUUUAGGUUUGAGAAACCAUCUCACUAGCAGAACACUUCUUCACCAUGUAUAUUCCAUAACACAAUUACAUAUAACUUUUAAAAAAUAUCUUACUUUCUAAUUUUUUUCACUUGGGCGGAGGACUUGCUUGCAGGCAUAUUUACUACAAGAUCAUGCUGGCUUUACCAUGACAUCAUGGUUUAAUAUGACUUUCAUGUCUGAAAAUCCUGUAGUUUCAGGAUUAUUCCUUUGGCUUUUUUUAUUUUUUUCCUUUACAUUUGAGCUGCUUCUACACAUGUGGAGUUCUGAAAAUCUCCUAACAAUACACUAUCACUGAUUACAGCAAUGGUAGAAGCACCGGCGUAGACCAUCUGCUGGCAUUUUAACUCCUGUCCUGUCCAACCCUGUUUAGAGGUAGGUGACAUGGGUGGUUAAAGUUCCAGCAGUGGUUGUGUAAUGGUGAAAGAUUCUCAGAAAUUUGCCAGAGCUGACAAGGCCCAAUGUAAAAAGAAAUUAAGCCAAUUAUACUCCCUGAGCUACGCUAAGAGCAUAAUAGUUAAAGGGAUUGUGAGAUUAGAACCCUUUGCCGGUUUAAUGUUCAGUUUCUUAACGUGUGGGGGAAACAGUGUACUUUCUUGGAAAGCUUUAAUAAAGAUAAGCCUUUUG